Myiozetetes cayanensis is the source of this 1986-nucleotide messenger RNA. RefSeq names its product kynurenine aminotransferase 3 (gene KYAT3). The transcript has 14 exons. Gene Ontology annotation, molecular function: L-kynurenine:2-oxoglutarate transaminase activity; pyridoxal phosphate binding. The record is from RefSeq and is a predicted model, not a curated record. Gene Ontology annotation, biological process: biosynthetic process. Gene Ontology annotation, cellular component: mitochondrion; cytoplasm. NCBI's taxonomy places the organism in Eukaryota, Metazoa, Chordata, Aves, Passeriformes, Tyrannidae. The coding region runs from base 61 to 1422 and encodes 453 amino acids.
UGGGGGCCGGGGGUCCUGCUGCCCGGCAGGUUCUGGCCUCUCCAGCUCUGUGCUGCAGAGAUGUUUUUUGCUUCACGAAGCUUCUGUUGCCGUGGCAUUAGAACAUAUCAGCUACGAACAGAUUUGCUUUCCAGAUCCAUCAAACAUUCAGCCUCUGCAACAAUGGCCUUCAGACACAAAAACACAAGGCGAAUUGAAGGCCUUGAUAGCAAUGUGUGGGUUGAGUUUACAAAAGUGGCAGCGGAUCCCUCUAUUGUUAAUCUUGGUCAAGGCCUUCCUGAUAUAUCCCCUCCCAGCUAUGUUAAAGAAGAGCUGGCAAAGGCAGCAGCAGUUGACAGAUUGAACCAGUACACACGAGGCUUUGGACAUCCAUCACUGGUGAAAGCCUUGUCCCAGGUGUACGAGAGAGUUUGUGGAAGAAAGAUUGAUCCUCUCACAGAUAUCCUGGUGACCGUGGGAGCUUAUGGAUCUCUCUUUAGUACAAUACAGGCAUUAAUUGAAGAGGGAGAUGAGGUAAUAAUAAUAGAGCCAUUUUAUGACUGUUAUGAGCCAAUGGUAAGGAUGGCGGGUGCAAAGCCUGUUUUUAUCCCACUGAGAUGUAAAAAUAAUGGAAUCUCUGCAUCUAGUGCUGAUUGGGUCUUGGAUCCUGCUGAACUUGCAAAUAAAUUUAAUUCCAAAACAAAAGCAAUUAUUCUGAAUACCCCACACAACCCUAUAGGCAAGGUGUUUACCCAAGAAGAGCUCCAAGUAAUAGCUGAUCUCUGCAUUAAACAUGAUACCCUGUGCAUCAGUGAUGAGGUGUAUGAAUGGCUGGUGUAUAAAGGGAAUAAGCACAUUAAAAUAGCUACAUUGCCAGGGAUGUGGGAAAGAACAGUAACUAUAGGAAGUGCUGGGAAAACAUACAGUGUAACUGGCUGGAAGCUUGGUUGGUCCAUUGGCCCCGAAAACCUGAUUAAGCAUUUGCAAGUUGUUCACCAAAAUACACUGUACACUUGCCCAACUCCAUUACAGGAGGCUUUGGCACAGGCAUUUUGGAUAGACUAUAAGCGCAUGGAUGACCCAGACUGCUAUUUUUACUCACUGUCUCGAGAGCUGGAAAGCAAACGGGAUCGGAUGGCUCGGCUACUUAAAGAAGCUGGACUAAAGCCUGUCGUUCCAGAUGGAGGAUACUUCAUGAUUGUUGAUGUUUCCACAUUAAAUGUGGAUCUCUCUGAUGUAGAUGAGAAACAACCUUAUGAUUAUAAAUUUGUCAGGUGGAUGAUAGCAUCUAAGAAGCUGUCAGCAAUUCCUCUUUCAGCAUUCUGUGGUCCUGAAACAAAGAAACAGUUUGAAAAAUAUAUACGUUUUUGCUUCAUUAAGAAAGACAGCACACUAGAUGCAGCUGAAGUGAUUCUGAAGAACUGGAAUAAGCAGACAGGCUGAUUUUUCCUAUUAACUCUUUCAUAUGGUAUAAUUAUCUAAUAGUAGGGGAGUUUUAUUGGAAAUUUAAGAACAAAUUACUUAGUACAGAAUUAAUAUGACAUUGGAAAUAACUUUUUGCUGCCACCUGCUGAGGAAUUAAAGCAAUGAUUUACCUAAAAUGGGUGUAAUGCAACUCAGGUUAUUUUCAGUCUUUUCAAAGCAAUUUACUUUUUUCCUAAAAAAAAACCAAACCAAACCAAACCAAAAAAACCUAUGAGACUCACUUCUUUUAAUGAAAGAAAAAAUGUAGAACUCUGUGUAAAAUAAAAAGAUUAUAUGGGUAUUUUAAAGUUUACAAGAAAAAAAUGGGAGGUAUUUUUUUAUGAGAUAGCAUAAGAACUAAAGAGAGAGACUUAGAAACAUCAUGGUUUGUGAAAUCAAAUAACCUACAGUAGAGGAAGAUUAAGACAUGCCUCAUGUUAGAUAAUUGCAGUGACUUUCUACAUACCUGCCUACCUACCUUGUCUGUGCACAAAUUGCAUCAGUUUAAAUAAAAUGGAAAGUGCUAAGUUGCAUAGUUACUAU